AUGCCUGACUCUACCGAUGACUGCAAGUCGGUCUCUCCAAGUUGUCCUAUCGAGGACACCGUCUACGGCUACGCUCCAAAUCUUGGUGGCAAUGCUUUCUACGCCCUUGUGUUCGCCAUCUGUGCCCUAAUUCAGUGCUAUCAUAUCUGCCGGUUCUGGCGGUCUUGGAAAACAUUUUCCAUACUGACAUUCGUUGGCUGUUGCGGUGAAUGCUGCGGCUACGUUGGCCGCUUGUUUCUACACAAGAAUCCGUGGAAUGGUGCGGCGCUACCAAUACAGCUGGUACUUCUGAUGGUCUCGCCUUCCUUCCUGGCGGCAGCGUUGUACACAACACUGAGAGCACUUGUACGCCAUUUUGGCCCAGAACACACGAGACUCCCGGAACGGUUCUGGACAUGGCCAUUCGUCACGGCUGAUCUUGUGGGAUUCUUCUUGCAAUGUAGUGGCGGUGUCGUGGCGGCUGCUGGCGACAAGAAUCCAAGCCUGGCGUCUGUUGGUAACGCCAUUAUGAUUUUCGGCGUUUCGUUUCAAGCUGUCAUUAUGGUACUUGCGGGUAUUCUAUCAGCCGACUUUACCAUACGUAUUUGCAAGCGACAUGGGACGGGUGUAUUUACGGCUCUGCAGAAAAAUCUCAAGAUUUUUCUGUUAGGAAUGACGGCGGCUUUCCUCUUGAUUUUGACAAGAUGCAUUUAUCGUAUCCCUGAAUUGGCUGGCGGUGUUGGCGGACACCUCAUGCGACAAGAAGUCGAGUUUAUGAUCUUCGAUGGCUUGUUGAUUUUACUGUCGGCCAUUCUCCUAUCCGCCGUACAUCCAGGCUUUUACGCCGUCGCCCUACAGGACUUUAAAGCCCACGUUUACGAAUUACAACCUUCGCUAGUCCCUACUGAUAGGUCAAACACGUAUGACAUCUUAAAUAGGGUCAGUUGA
This is a messenger RNA of Glarea lozoyensis ATCC 20868, 927 nucleotides long. Its product is annotated as RTA1-containing protein. The transcript is spliced from 3 exons. Gene Ontology annotation, cellular component: fungal-type vacuole; plasma membrane. The record is from RefSeq and is a predicted model, not a curated record. The coding region runs from base 1 to 927 and encodes 308 amino acids. NCBI's taxonomy places the organism in Eukaryota, Fungi, Ascomycota, Leotiomycetes, Helotiales, Helotiaceae.